Antechinus flavipes (yellow-footed antechinus) is the source of this 2476-nucleotide messenger RNA. It is a transcript of the gene TPK1, whose product is annotated as thiamin pyrophosphokinase 1. Gene Ontology annotation, biological process: thiamine metabolic process; thiamine diphosphate biosynthetic process. Lineage: Eukaryota; Metazoa; Chordata; Mammalia; Dasyuromorphia; Dasyuridae. Gene Ontology annotation, molecular function: ATP binding; thiamine binding; thiamine diphosphokinase activity. The transcript is spliced from 9 exons. Bases 136 to 882 code for a protein of 248 amino acids. The record is from RefSeq and is a predicted model, not a curated record.
UCCUCCUAGCCAGCAGCCUUAAACUGAGAGCCCCUGGAGGCUUGGCAGACGAACGCCGAGCAGUCGAUUGCUUUCGCUCUCUGCCUCGCCUGACGGCUUGCUCUUCGCGCAGCUGUGCAGAAAUCACAAUCUGAUAUGGAGUAUAUCCUUACCCCGCUGGAAUGCCUGCUUCCCACUGGGAAUUUGAAGUAUUGUUUAUUGAUCCUUAACCAACCCUUGGACAGAAGUCAAUUUCAUCAUCUGUGGAGUAAAGCUCUUUUGAAAGCCUGUGCUGAUGGAGGUGCUAACCACUUGUAUGAUGUCACUGAAGGAGAGCAGGAGAGCUUCUUGCCAGAGUACAUCAGUGGAGAUUUUGAUUCUAUUAGGCCUGAAGUCAAAGAAUACUACAAAGUCAAGGGAUGUGAGCUCAUUUCGACUCCUGAUCAAGACUAUACUGAUUUUACUAAAUGUCUUCAAGUUCUUCAGAAAAAGAUAGUGGAAAAGGACCUACAGGUUGACAUGAUUGUGACUUUGGGUGGACUCGCAGGGCGAUUUGACCAGAUCAUGGCUUCUGUGGAGACCCUUUUUCAUGCAACUACCAUCACUCCAGUGCCUAUUAUCAUCAUACAAGCAGAUUCCUUCAUUUGCCUGCUUCAGCCUGGAAAGCACAAACUGCAUGUAGACACAGGAUUUGAAGAUGAUUGGUGUGGCCUUAUUCCUGUUGGACACCCUUGUAAGAAAGUCACCACAACAGGUCUAAAAUGGAACCUCACCAAUGAUGUGCUCAUGUUUGGAACCCUAGUCAGCACUUCAAAUACCUAUGAUGGGUCUGGAAUUGUGACUGUGGAAACAGACCAUCCACUCAUCUGGACCAUGGGCAUCAAAAGUGAACACAGAAAAUGACAUUUCAAAUUCCAUCACUGCCUUACCUAAUCUGCUCAUGACUGAAAAACAGAAAGCCCACAUCUGGAUUAGAGAACAGAAUAUAAACCAUGAAGGGGAAUGAGGGCUAGGGUUUUAUUUUUUUGAACAAAAGGGAAAAGUAAUAGCUAAUUAUGUUAUCAAAGCCAAUUGAUUUAUUUAGAAAAUAAUUUUGAUCAGACUUUUCUAAAAUUCAGAUCUGAAUAAUUCCAGUAAAAUUCACCAAACCUUUCUUCUUAUCUUCCCAAUAACAGUCUUCCUUUUGAAGCUCCCAAAAACUUCCUCAGGAAACUUUCAGGUUCUACCCCUGAGACUCCAACAAAGUUCAUGACUAUUGUCUGCUUCCCACUUAACACACUGGACUAAGUUGCAAAGUCUUAAAAGCAGAACUUUGCAUUUUAUGCUUCUUGCAAAAACCUAUUAUUUUAUUCUUCUCAAAUCAUUUAUAAGUGAUCAUUACUAUCAUCAUUAUCCUCAUUACUAUCCAUAAAAAUGGAGCAAAAUUCAGUGAUCUAAAGUAUUAAAUCAUAACUGCCAACUAGAUUCACACAGAGUCAGUAAGACUCAUCUUCCUGAGAUCACAUUUGAUCUCAGACACUUUACCAGCUGUGGGAUCCUGGACAAAUCACUUAUUCCCCCCGGUUCAAUUUCUUCAUUUAUAUAAUGAUAUAUUUUUGGAAAUAGCAAAACACUCCAGUAUCUUUGCCAAGAAAACUCCAAAUGAGAUCAUAGUCAGUUACAACUGACAAACAACUAAAAAUUAAAUCAGAAUUUUCCAAGUCAUUGGCAAGAAGACAGAAAACUGGGAAAUUUUACCAAAGAAAAUAUUGUCUAUCGGGGAGACAAUCUUACUAACUUUAAUCAUUCCUUGCUGACAUCCAGCUUUUUAAUCUAUGAAAAUCCAUUAUCCUAUUAGGAUUUCUAUUCAAAAAAUUCAAAUUUCAGCUAGAAAUAUGACUAUUUUGACAGACUUUUAAUAGGAAAGAUGCAUAGGAACAAAAAAGGUGUGUGUGUGUGUGUGUGUGUGUGUGGGAAGGACUACUCACCCUCCUAGGGAUCAAUUUUGGUCUGAAAAGUUAUGUCCAAGUUCCAAGAAGCUUAAAUUCAGCAGUCUCUUAAGAAUAUGUGAGCAAAUCUAAGCUAUGAUUACCUCAUCUCACAUCACAUCACAAGCCUGAUGUACUGAAAAGUUGUUAAAGUUUCUUCUAUUGGGAGAUAAUACUUCUUAUUUCCUCAUCAUCCACAGAUAUCACUAUAGUGUUUAACUGAGCAUUGAUAUACAAACAUCUAAGAACAACUACUUAUCUCAUUUUGUGGUAGGAAUUUAAUUUUUCUAAGAAAAAGAAUCAUGGCUUUCUGCUGUGGGUGCUAACACUUGCCCUCUUUUCAGUUCAGAAGGGACAGGGGGAAGAGUAGCAGGUCUGCCUAGUGAAGAUUCUGAAAGAGUGAACUGGCUCACAAUUUGGCCCUCAAAAUCAAUAAGAAUGAUCUUCAAUGAAAGUUUUUACACAGUAGCAUUUACUGCUGAAAAGUAAUUGUCAAAUGUCACUAUCAAAUAAAAAUAUUUAUUCACAAA